CCCGCGGUGCCCGUCAGCCGUCUGCGAUGAGUUUAGUUUUCAAAACAAGACUCUGGUUGCCGCUCGUAGGCCGCACUCGCGUUUAAACGAAAAGCUCGAGAGAGCCGGAGUCAAAACCUGCUAACACGGAAGGCUGUACCGUAGCAUAGUGUCUCGCGAGCGGUCUUCUUUUCUUUCGGUAUUUCCCGUCUUCUGGUUUAAAACGUGACGAAAAAAUGGACACCCUACGCGAGCAGGUGAUGAUCAAUCAAUUUGUGCUGGCUGCAGGUUGUGCCAGGGAGCAAGCGAAACAGUUGCUACAAGCGGCGCAUUGGCAAUUUGAGACUGCCCUUAGUAUUUUCUUCCAAGAAGCAGCGAUACCUCCAUGCGCGCAAGGACCUGGCACACAUUUUGGCCAAAUAACGCCAUGCAACACCCCGGCCACACCACCAAAUUUCCCUGACGCGCUUUUGGCGUUCUCCAAAAUGUCCGCAGGCGACAAAACUCCAUCAGGAAUGUCGCCGAGCCAAAAUGGAUUGCAUCAGAACUCGAUGCAGAUGGGGAUGGCGACGCAACACCACGGAGGACGGUGUAGCGUGACCGGGAACACGCAACAGCAAACGCAAAGUCAACAAUUGGGCCUAGGCGAGCCGCAGAGAUAAAAGAGACUUGCGAUUCGGCGGCCCGUGCGCAAGAUCCCGAGGUCGCACGAUGUGCACGUAAACGGUGUUUAAAAACAGGAGGCAAUGGUUUAUAAAAGAUCGACUGACUCGCCAGUGUUACACGCUGCGUAACCACGAGAGCGAUUUAUUAGCCGAGAUUCACGCGCUCGUAUCUCCUCAUCCCUAGAAGAAGGACGCAUGAUAUUCCUGCAAAGAAAACAAACAAAAAAUCUCGUGCGCAAAGAAAGAAAAACGCAGAUUAAUCAUUUAGAACGUGCACGUCUCUAGAAGAAAACAAGAUCUCCCUCUGUCUCUAAUAGAAAGGAAUCCUCAUCUCUAUCCUCAUUGAAUUGCACGAUAUACGUACGUGGAUCUCUAGAGUAGCCGAUGCGACCCUCGUUUAUUCUUGUUAUUCUUUGAUAUAUACAUAUAUAUGGUGUACAUCGAAACACAACACGUCGAUCACGGUCGAGCCUCUUCAGGACCUCUCGAAAAGAAACAAAAAAAAAGCUCUUCUCUUCUUCCGUCGGAUUAUUCUGGUGAUACGAGUAAGAGAGGAGGGAAGGGGGAAGAAAGAAGGGAAAAAGAAAACACACGGAGAAGAAGGAAGAACACGAGAACGGAAGUUGCAAAGACUAUUUUUUAUUUUUUUCUUUCUCAUUUCCUUUUCAAACGUGCUGCUGGGACGGUAGUUCCUAUGGUUAUGAAAGACAGCGAUACUCUCCUUAGCGUUUAUGAAAUUAGUAUGCGUCCAGAAUGCCGCUUGAUGUAAAUGAGUAGCGAGAAGCCUCCUCCACCGUCCCGAGUAUCUUCCUUGUUGUUUCUCGAUUUACAGACUCGCGGCUAGAUAGGAAACAUUUGCGGUUCGUGGGCCGCGGAAGUCAAUGAGAAAUCGAAUACCACUUCCACACCAUAGUACAAAAAAUUGCCGGCACUGGAUAGCGCUUAGCGAUGAAUGUUAGUUUAUGUUUAUUUUAUUUCCUUUUCUUUCUCCUUUUUUUCUCUUUCUUUGGUAGUCGAACAAGAUACAUCGUGAAUGUAAUUCGAUUCCGGUUGACUAUGAGUUGAAAAAAGGUUAUUGUACUCGUAUUUCUUGUCGUCUGUUUUGUUUUUGACGACGAUCGAAUUUAAUACAGAGACUUUUAUGUAAAAUCCGAUCAUUGUCGGCAUUGUUUUAUAAUGAUAGUAAUAAUAUAAAAUGUCUAACGAAAGGUUGAAAAAGAAAAAAAAAGAAUUGUUCAUGCUCAACGCGACAAGAGCAAUGAAUAGAAACACGAGGCUAAUAUUAUAGUGAAUGCGAAAUUACGACGAAUUAUUAUGUAAAAAAUUGUAAAAAGAAAUUUACUGAUUAUGUAAUGUCCACUAAGUAUUUAUGUAAAGUUACUCGAAGAAUUAUAUAUGUAUACAUUUCUUAGAACGUCGUUUACACGAGAAUAUCACUUGCUCAGAUAGUAUAUCCAGUGUAGGUCAUUUUUGUUCUACGAGGAAAAAGGCAGUGGAGCCAUAUUAGCUGAGCUGUUUCAUCGUCAAUUGAAUUUAUAAAUAGGAAUACAAAUAGGAAUUUCGUACUACUUCACAUGUGAAAUGAUUUGAUCCUAGAGUUCGUGUUAUUCGCAGAAAUUCUUGUACAACAGCUUAUUGUAAUUUACCUAACCAGUAUAUAAUAAAACUGUUUUCCAUUUCAGUCAAUCAUUCUUACAUAGAUAUCGGUAACAUAUAUCUAAAGUUUAGUUUCAUUUUCGCUCCGAACAAUCUUUUUCUCACAAUAGUUUACUUAAUCGCGCGAUGCAUCUACUAUCGAUUCGUAUUUAAUUUCAAACAAAUGAAAGACAUUUUAUUAUCCCUCUCUGAAUAAACAUAUAGAAUGUUGAAAUACAUCAGCCAGUUGCAGAUUUCUUACUUACAGUAAUUAAUAAAGUCAUAGUCUCGAAAGAUACAAGGGACAUUAUGAUCAGUAUAAUCUAAUUUUUAAAGAUGGAAUAGUUCAAGUAUUCGAGUUUCGCUGCAGCUUCAUCAUUAUGCAUUCAUUUAUGUAAAUAUGGUAGAAAUGAUGUUAUGCGAAAAUUGAGUAUGAGAUGUUUUUCUGUAAGGUAUACGCUUUAAUGUCUUUUUUUUUGUGUUUGUAAUGUGUAGAUCAGUGUUGUAUAAUGUAUUAUAGUUUAUACGUUAUUAUAUUUUUCUUUUGUGACCUGAUCAUAAGAUAUAUACGGUAUAUUAAAAUUAUGUAUUGGUAUGACAAGAUAUCUUUUUUAGAAAAAUUUUGUUCAUUUUAAAUACAUAGAAAUUUUGAAACACUGAUCUAAACUAUUAUGAAAAUAUUAUUAUGUUAUGAAACUCUUAUUAUUACUAAAAUUAUUAUUAUUGUUUAUUUGACUAUCAAUGAUAAUAAAUAAUGUUUAUGUACAUAAUUUUGAAAAUUGAUCUAAAUAAAACAUUAAUAAUGGUGCUUUCA
Messenger RNA from Bombus huntii, 3093 nucleotides. RefSeq names its product UBA-like domain-containing protein 2. The coding region runs from base 216 to 641 and encodes 141 amino acids. Gene Ontology annotation, molecular function: protein binding. The record is from RefSeq and is a predicted model, not a curated record. The transcript is spliced from 4 exons. NCBI's taxonomy places the organism in Eukaryota, Metazoa, Arthropoda, Insecta, Hymenoptera, Apidae.